This is a messenger RNA of Cynoglossus semilaevis (tongue sole), 7361 nucleotides long. RefSeq names its product zinc finger protein GLI2-like. Gene Ontology annotation, molecular function: RNA polymerase II cis-regulatory region sequence-specific DNA binding; DNA-binding transcription factor activity, RNA polymerase II-specific. Bases 3801 to 6062 code for a protein of 753 amino acids. Lineage: Eukaryota; Metazoa; Chordata; Actinopteri; Pleuronectiformes; Cynoglossidae. The record is from RefSeq and is a predicted model, not a curated record. Gene Ontology annotation, cellular component: nucleus. Gene Ontology annotation, biological process: regulation of transcription by RNA polymerase II; smoothened signaling pathway. The transcript is spliced from 15 exons.
AAUGUCUACAGUGGGGUUAGAAGGCUACGAUGUUUAACAAGAGAUUCUAAAGGACCAUCAGCACCACCUAGAGGUUUGGAGGGACAUAACUGCGUUCCUUGGUAAAUGGGUUAGAACUCUGCUCUGAACAUUACAUUGACUUGUUCUCUUCGUUCCUCCUUCCUACACUCCUUUUCUUCCUCUUCUUCCCUCUUCCUCUCUUUUUUCUUCUUUUUCUUCCUUCCUUGCAUCAUUUUGCUUGUCCUUCCUUCCUCCCGUGUGCGGUAACAUAUCUGCUUAUUUGCAGAAGAAUCCUAAGACUGAAUUUGAUUGGUCCAUUUCACUCAUAAUCUGCUCCUUGAAUGCAGCAGCUAAUCCCACAUUCAGGAGACUGGGAUCCUUCAGCCUCAGCUCAAGUGUCCUUCAGUCGGACUCUGAAACUUCUCCACUCUCCUGAAUGGAAUCACUGAGGCUCCGAGGAACGUUACAAAGACAAAAACCAGAAUUCCUGCGGGAUUACAGGGAACAGAGGGACGUUUUUAUGUCUUCAGCUGUGUCUCGGCAUCGUGUCCACUGUUGCGGCACUUGUCUCGGCUGACUGGACACACGUGGUCCUCUUCAGACCCUGCUGACACGUCGACAAUGGCUGUCAGCACCAGGGUCCUGGAGCUCAGGAUCCAGGCUGGAAACGGUCCCAGGAACCGUCACGCAGAAGUGGUCCAUGAAAGAUUGAUGUCGACUACGUGGUCGUCCCAUCCAAGUGAUGGACGUCCACCCCAGAGACGGAGGUCUGAAGACUUGAUUAGUCUCAAAGAGGCCAGUUCUUUUGCUCCAUCUGUUAGGUUCCAGAUUUCAAGAACGAGUUUUGAUCCCAUAAAGAAGUAGAUCAUCAGACUUCCACAAAGUUUGAGGCUUUAAAAGACAAAUGUUUUUGACUCCUGUCCUCUCUUUAGUCCUGCAUUUUAAUUGGUUCUUGAUCACCUGUUCUACUGUCUGGACAAAGACAAUGUCCUGCGCUUUUUUUUAUAAAGGAGAGACCCAGCAGGUGUUGAACCAAAGCUGCCCUCAUCACCUACUUAUGUAUAGAUUAAUGUCAGUGACACAAACUGAACACUAGGGGCAGCAGUGUUCCCAUGAGCUAAUAUUACUUUUGUUCAGUGACAGUGAGUCACGUCAACAUAACAUUAAUGUAUCAAAUGAAAUGAAAGUCCUGGUUUCACUGCUUCUACUGUAGGUGUUGAAUGGACCUGGUCCGGUCUGGGUUCAAGACCCAAACAGGUCUCAGGUCCACAUCUGUCUCUGUCUCAGCUGAGACUCAUCUGAUCCCGUCUCACUAAACACAUGCUCCAUGAACCUUUGACCUUUAAUAUCCGCUGGCUUCAUUUGUGGAAUCCCCCUCCUCCCCUCUUUUACACCCCCACUCUCCGGUCUCUGCCAGGCCUUAAACCAGAUCUGCUGAAUCUGGACCUGUCCCGUCUUCCUGACUUAAUCCUCAAUGACCUCAGCUCUUCCUUAAGCAAACACACCCAGACCUGAGACCAACACAGACCAGACUCGCCCACGCAGCCCUCAGAGCCCAGACUGUGAGUCCACGCGUUCAAGUCCAAAAACAGGAAACCUACAAGAGAAGUGUUUGAGUCAAAGCCCGACCAAACACCUGGACUUCAGUGGCACCAGGAUCUGUGGAAGUCCAGUGGGACUGGAACCAAAAUCUUCACAGAUGUGUUUGAAAAAAAAACAAAAAACUGAAGAAGACGGUUCUCAACAAGAGCUCCCAGGACCUGGAGACGAGAACUGACCAGAGACCCUGAUACCUGACUUCAGUUGUUGUGUUAGCAUGUUGGUAAGUAGUUACAGUUAGUUAACUAGUAACUCAUUCUUUCAGUAACAUGGGAUUAGACCUAAUCCUGGUCCAUUAAACUGUUUAGAUUUGAAAUGAAUCUGAGAUCAAAAGCAUCUACAAGGUAAUGUUAGCUUCAACAGCUAACAGCUAACAGCUAACAGCGAACAGCUUUGACAUCAUGGUGUUUUUCAAAGAUUUUAUGAAACACCUUUUCCAGUGACUUCAGACUACAGUCACAGUGGGGACGUGGCUGUAAUCCCUGAGCUGCAGUGGGAGUCACAGGUGAGGAAGAUGAAGAUGAUGAAGAUACAUUUUAUCAUCUGUGACCAACAGCUGUGAAAUUAAAUCUAAUCUAAAGUUCAAAUCCUUUCAUUUCCUUGUUCCUCAGGCGUCUACUCACACACACACACACACACUCACACACACACACACACACACACAAUGGCAUAUUUUUAUAAUAAAGUUGGACACUUAAUCCAAUUAUUAAAGUACGAAGAGUACAAAUUCAAUUUCAAAUUUAGCCUCUUGUUAAGGAGCUGGUAAUGCUCAAACUCCGGCGGCAGGUGGCGCAAGAACAGCGUCAUUGACAUCAGCUGUUUGUUUAGUUGUUUGUAAAUGGAUCUAAAUUAAAUCAUAGGUCAUUUUAUUUGGUUUGUUAUGAUGGAAGUGAUCUGGAAACAUUUAGUUCAUUGAUGUCGUUGUGUUUUUAUUUGUAUAUAUGACGCACUUAUUUCGAGACAUUAGCGGAGUAAAGAAACCUGUAGUAAACAAAGGCUACCACUAGGUGGCAGUGGUUGACAGGAAAGAUCAUUUCAGACGGGUGGCAGUUCAGGUAAUUAUCAGCUAUAGUUAGUUUUGCCUUGUUGUUAACUGUUGUUAUUUUUUUAUUGUAUCGUUUAUGUUGAUUUACUUUUUAAAAAUCAUGUUGUAUGUGCUUUUUUUAAAAAUGUUCUUAGACAAAUGAUAUGAUUUUGUUGCAUUUUAAUUCAUCCUAGUUUUUUUUUCAGUCCAAAUUUAAAAUCAGAGCAGACACAUUUUUUCCAAACAUUCAUGGAAUCCUGUUAAAAUCUUUGGAGUGUUAAAAUUUCUACCAGACAAAACAAAGAACCAGGAUGUGACCUGCGGACAAAGAUAUUUCCUGGAAUUCUCUGACUUACAGGUAGGAGUUUUCAAUUGUCUUUAAACUUUUUGACUCACGGCUUCAUAAAUACAUAUAUUUGACAAACGUAGAUUUAAAUUCUUUUAAACAAAAUGCAACAAAAAAAUAUGGAUUCAUUUUUAUAAAAUGUUUCAUUUUUGUACGACCAGAGAUCAGAAAAGUCAACUGAGAAGAAAAUGAUCCUGAGAUAAAGGAAAUAAAAACACCAAUAAAAUAAAGUCGUCUUGAUGAUGAUGAUUGGCUGGGAUUCCUUUACACCAAAGACUGUGGUCGACUUUUUAUUUGAUGAAUUAUAAUUAACUUUUUGGAAAUAAAAAAAGAGAUUUUUUUGUGUUUAUGGAGCAGUACUGAUACUAUAGUACAGAUACACACACAGUAGUAUUCACACUGUAACAGACACACACUCACGUACACACAAACACACACAGCAACAAACAGUUACUUACACACACAGUAACACACGUGCAGUAACACACAGUCAAAGUUUUUCUUCCUGAAUCUAAGAUCCCUCCUUCUCCCCCUCCUCUCUCUCUCUCCUCUCUCUCUCUCUCUCCUCUCUCUCUCUCUCUCUCCUCUCUCCUCAUCUCUCCUCUCCUCCUCCUCCUUCUGCAGCUGCGGCAGUUUCUCUUCUUCAUGGGAAUUUAUUUCUUUAAGCCUGUUUUGUUGUUUUUUUAAACUUUGUUUUCUGUUCGAAAGAAUGAGUUUUGUCUGAGGACUCAGAGUGAGGACGCAGUGAACGAGGACGCAGGGAACGAGGACGCAGUGAACGAGGACGCAGUGAGUGAGGACGCAGUGAACGAGGACAGAAGGGACAUCUUCAUGGAGAUAUCAGCUUCCAGAGUUUCAGAGAAAAAGGACAAAAUGGAUGGCAAUGGUUUUGGAGACCUGCUGAAGAAACCGUGGCCUUCAGAGACCAGAGCCUCCCUCCACACCUUCCCAUCCUUCCAUGCUCCGAUGCCGAUCGACAUUCAUCACCAUGACGGACGCGUUCACUAUGAAGCUCAUGCCCUGCACACCAUGCACAGCCCUGCAGCCUUGAACCCCAGCCCCAUCAUCUCUGACAUCUCCCUGAUCCGCCUCUCCGGCGCCGACUCCCCCUUCAGCCCACCUCACCCUUAUGUCAGUGCCCAUGUGGAGCAGUACCUGAGGUCAGUCCACGGAGGCUCCGCCCUCUCUAUGAUGUCAGCAGCCAGAGGACUGACUCCAGCUCAGUUGUGUCAAGAGCAGCUGAAGGAGCACACUCUCUUUGGACUCCACCCUGCUGCUCCUGGUUCUUCCCCGGCAGAGUUUUACCACCUGAUGACAGGUCACCGUGGUCCGUACGGCAAUGAGCUGCUGAUGUCAGGGGGCGGAGCCACGGGAGCCGCCCAUCUGACUGAUUACAUCACACCCAUCGACGUGUCCAGGUUCCCCAGUCCCAGACUGACCUCCAGGCUGAACAGGAAGCGGACCAUGUCGAUCCCUCCACUGUCGGACGGCAGCAUCGACCUGCAGACCAUGAUUCGGACGUCGCCCAGCUCCCUGGUGGCCUACAUCAACAGCUCCAGGUCCAGCUCAGCAGCCGGCGGCUCGUACGGGCACCUGUCAGUGGGCGGUCUCAGCCCUUCCUUCCCGUUCCCUCACCACAUCAGUCCGGUUACGUACCAGCAGAUCUUCUCCCAGCAGCAGCAGCAGCAGCAGCAGCAGCGAGGCCGAGGCGUCAGCUCGUUCGGACACAUGACCCCGUUCAUCCAGGCUCCGCCUCCUUUCUGCGGCCGACAGCCGGGCCUCGACUUUUUGUCUCUGAGUUCCAGCAGUGAUCUGACGUCCAAGAACUUUGGGGGUGACUCGUCUGUCAGCAGCACCGUUGACACCAUGUUCACCAAGAGGUCAAAGGUGAAAAGUGAAGCAGAGAGACUGAAGUCGUUCUCUCCGCUCAGUAGCCUGGAGGAGAGGAAGGAGUUGAAGGAGCUGAAGGAGGACGUGGAGCCAGACGGGUCCAAACAGGAGCAGGAGGUGUUUUAUGAAACCAAGUGUCAGUGGGAAAACUGCAGGAGAGAGUACGAGACGCAGGAGCAGCUGGUCCACCACAUCAACAACGAGCACAUCCACGGGGAGAAGAAGGAGUUUGUCUGCCGCUGGGAUCAGUGUUCUCGGGAACAGAAACCCUUCAAGGCUCAGUACAUGCUGGUGGUUCACAUGCGCCGUCACACGGGGGAGAAACCACACAAGUGCACGUUCGAAGGCUGCUCCAAGGCUUAUUCCCGACUGGAGAACCUGAAAACUCAUCUUCGCUCUCACACCGGGGAGAAACCGUACGUCUGCGAACACGAAGGAUGUAACAAGGCUUUCUCUAACGCCUCGGACCGAGCCAAACACCAGAACAGAACACACUCCAACGAGAAACCGUAUGUGUGUAAGAUCCCAGGCUGUACCAAACGCUACACUGAUCCCAGUUCACUCAGGAAACACGUGAAGACCGUCCACGGUCCAGAAGCUCACGUGACCAAGAAGCAGCGAAGCAACCUGACACCCAGGCCGCCAGUACAGAGGGAGGACGUGGAGAACGAGGCUGAGAACAGAGACGUCAUCCAGACAGAGGAGAAGAUAACAGACAGCAGCUCCCCUAGAGGCAGGGAUGAGUACUUGCACAUGAAAUCUAUCAAGACAGAAAACUCUGUGAUGUAUCAGUCCUACCCUGGUGGGCAGUCAUCAUGUAGCAACCAAUCAUCAUCAUUUGUCAGUGCCACCAACGAUGAUAGUGGAGUAGGCGGGGAAAACCUGGAGGACUUCAGCACUUUGGAGCAGCUGCCCUUCAUGGAGAACUUGAGCUUUGAAGAUCUUUCCCCUGGAGUUUUGGCCAUAGUUCUGGAGGUUUUGAAACAACGUGACACCAGCCAGCUAUUGCAGCAUCUGAAGAAGAAGUGGCUGAAGCCAGUGAGGGUUUUGUGUUGGUGCGUCAAAAAACCCAACACUCUGGACCUUGGCCUCGAAAUCUCACCAGUACCAGCAACAGGUUUCUCCUGGAAAAUUCAAGCCUGGGUUGAGGUCCAACGUCCUUCCAUGGAAUGGGUUUUGAUCAGCUGCUCUCUGAUAAAAUGAACCCCAGCUGAAAAUCUACAUCAGCACUGAGACUGCAUCUCCAGACCCUCCAACACCUUGAGCUGAAAUGACAGCUCAGCCACCAUCUCUUCACCAUCAGUGGGUGCUCAAGCCACACCUCAAGGGAACAAGUUGAUAAGAAGAACCCUCUUCUGACUCCAGUUUCAAGGCCAAAUACAGACCACCGGAGAUGCGUCACCAACCCCUCUAGUGAAGACGCACACAGGCAGGUGUGGAGACCCUACUGCCGUAAAAAGACCUACAUGCCAGGCUGAACUGGGAGCACUAAAACCCCCUGAAAUGUCCUCCAACGUCCCUCACCACAGCCAGUCAGACAAAUGACUACAGGUCUGUCAACAUGGCUCUGCCUGAGUCCUGGGUCCUGGGUCUGAACACCGUCAUUAACCAAACAGGACUUUCUGAGAUAAGACUCCUAACACGUGUCUCGAUGGAAAAGGAUUCAUGACUAUGAAAGAGUUCAGAUCAAGAACCCCGGUUUACAGGGAACCUAGCUGUUCUCAGGGAGAACCACGACUUUAGAUCUUCUUAUAACAACAUAAGCUCUGAUAAGGAGAUGGUUUAACACUGACUAACACCACAUGACAGAGCAGACUGAGACUCAGACAGAGGCAUGGACUCCAAGGUCAUGGUCUACAAACAGGAGUAGAGAAGAACCGCUACCUUGACCUGAUGUUUUAACCUCAUGUACAUAAAAGCUAAGCUAACAGAAUUAGCUGGUGUCCAGUGAACAUCAGUCCAACGACUCUUUUUUUUUUUUACUUGUAAAAUGUAACAUUUAAAUAUAUAUACAUAUAUAUUUCCAAAGCCAUAUUUGUGUUUGUAUGUUUACCAAAAUCAGUCAAUACUGUGUAUAAACAACAUGACUCAGUCAUACAGGCCUGGACUAUGGUGAAGUGCCUACUUUAAACCAAAUGUGUUUUGUUGAACUGUACAGUACUGUGUAAACUCCAUUUGAAAAAGAAAAAAAAAGCCGACAGUUAUGACCCACCGCUGCCUCCAUCAAAUAUGUAAUUUUAUGACUUUGUUGCUAGGAAUCUUUUUGUUUUUAGUUUCUGUCUGAAAAAAAAGAUAAAUCUUUUUUAUAAACUUUUGAAAUAAUGAUUUGUAUCGAACCCUAACUGCAGCAGCCGUCUUUUUCCUACACUGUUACACAUGGCUAUGUCUCAUUUUCUAAUAAAAAAAGUUUUUUAUUUCCCUUCUUUCAGAAAAUUAGUAACACAAUGAUCCUUGUUUUCCUGAAGUCAAUCAGUUUUGCCACUGUAUUUUUAACAAAACCGU